This is a messenger RNA of Capsicum annuum, 574 nucleotides long. RefSeq names its product preprotein translocase subunit SCY2, chloroplastic-like. NCBI's taxonomy places the organism in Eukaryota, Viridiplantae, Streptophyta, Magnoliopsida, Solanales, Solanaceae. Gene Ontology annotation, biological process: thylakoid membrane organization; chloroplast organization; SRP-dependent cotranslational protein targeting to membrane, translocation. Gene Ontology annotation, cellular component: plastid envelope; membrane. Gene Ontology annotation, molecular function: transmembrane protein transporter activity; signal sequence receptor activity. The transcript has 4 exons. The record is from RefSeq and is a predicted model, not a curated record. The coding region runs from base 105 to 530 and encodes 141 amino acids.
GUAUCAUAAAUUGUCAUCUGAUUAAGUUAUUCAUCUUGAGCAGAAAAGAUUCUCCAGUUCCAGAGGUGGAGCCCUAUAUACCAUUCAACAUAAAUCCCGCAGGAAUGCAGCCUAUCCUUGUUACCUCUUAUCUGUUGGCACUUCCCGGCAUCCUUGCAAGUCUUCUUGGUUCAAGGUUUUGGGAACACGUCAGAGACAUUUUGAAUCCCGACACUUCUCAUGGGGCAGAUCCGUGGGUUUACUAUACAGUUUAUGCUUUCUUUGUCUUCCUCUUUAACAUAUUUGACAUUGCCAACAUGCCAAAAGAAAUUGCUGAUUACUUAAACAAGAUAGGCGCUAGAAUUCCUAGCAUAAAGCCUGGAAAAGCCACAAUUGCAUAUUUGACAAAGAUCCAAGCUUCAACACGGUUCUGGGGUGGGCUAUUAUUAAGUGUUUUGGCCACCACAUCUACCAUUCUAGAUCACUAUUUGCGUCGCAUCAAUGAAGGUUAUGCAAUAGGAUUGACAUCAGUGCUAAUAAUUGUAAGUUGAUGGUUUUCAGACUGCAUAGUUUCUUUCCAAGCACAAACAGAUCC